AAUUAAAAGCAGCGCGUUUGUGGCGAUAAAUUCGUGGAACCGCCGCCCAGAUGUUUUCUGUUCGCAGCAGCUGUCGUGGGCGUGUUUAAGAGGCCACUUUCUUGGCGUUGAAACAUGCCAAACCAAACAGCGCUAAGAGUUAAAAAGGCAGAAAAACAGGUUUCAUUUCUCAAACGCCACCCUGCAGAAUACGAGGAAGUGAAAACGAAAUCGAGUUUCGGACGAAUUAUGAUAGCGGAGGAGGGAGGGAGUGGGAGAAGGGGAGCUCCAGCCAAUGGGAAUGCAGGAGGCGCAGACCAAUGGGAGGACAGAGUGGGGUCCGGGGCAAUGGGAGUGGAGCAGGCGCAGGCCAAUGGGCGCAGAGAAAGGGAUGCGGGGCCAAUGGGCAUAGAGCAAGCGCUGGCCAAUGGGAGCGCACGCACACUUCCGUGGUCGUUCUCGACGCCCUCUGGUGCGGACAGUCUGGAAACAAACAGUCAGGGAGGGGAAUUCCAGGCAGGUCGCCGUUUCUUCCGCUUGUUUUGCUUUCGAUCUGCGCGCGGACGGCGGCUCGCGUCGCAUCACGCCCGUUUUCGGUUUUCGUCAGCCGGCCUUCCGCCCCACACUCGAGUAUUAAAAAGUUUGGGGCAGCUGGGCUACGAGCGCCGUGCUGCAUUCGGAGCCGGGGACGGCAGGAGAGCUUUGCUGGAAGGCCGCCAUGCCUGUUGAACGUAUGCGCAUGCGUCCCUGGCUGGAGGAGCAGAUCAACCAGGGCAUGAUUCAAGGCCUCAAGUGGGUGAACAAGGAGAAGAAGAUCUUCCAGAUCCCAUGGAUGCACGCGGCCCGUCACGGCUGGGACGUGGAGAAGGAUGCUCCCUUGUUCAGGAACUGGGCCAUCCACACAGGGAAGUACACGCCUGGCGUUGACAAGCCGGACCCCAAGACGUGGAAGGCCAACUUCCGUUGUGCCAUGAACUCGCUACCAGAUAUCGAGGAGGUGAAGGACAAGAGCAUGAAGAAGGGCUCCAACGCCUUCCGUGUCUACAAGAUGCUUUCCGAGACCGAGAGGCCCAAGAAGAAAGGUAAGAAAGGAAAGAAACGGGGAGAAAAGGAGGAAAAGAGCAAGGCAGAGCGGAGGGUCUCCUCUCACGCGGCCACCAACGGGGGUUCCAGCCAGGGGCCAGCUGCUCCCAAGGUGGAAGACGUGGCGGACAGCACAGUCCUCACAGAGCCCCCUCGUCCGGCCGUCCGCAGCCCCCUGGAUGACAGUCUGAUCAUCAGUGACCUGCCGGACGUGUGCCAGACCAUCGAGGUGAUGACGGAGAACGAGGAGCAGUCUGUCAGCUCCAGCCACCCGUACCCGCUGCAGAUCUCACCCGUCUCCUCGUACGGAGAGAGCGACACCGAUAGUGUCGAGGAGGACACUAAAGAGGGUGGGUCAGCAUGGCUUCCAGGAAGGCGCCAGAACAAGCCCAUGUUCAGCCCCUCUGUGUUGAAGAUGCCGUCCUGCCCCCUGCCGGGCAUGGCCACGUUCGUGACAUCAGGGAAGCCCAACUUUCGUGUCAUCAGCAGCCGGGAGGAGUCGCCUCUUAUCGCCUAUGACAGCACCCCCUGGGACCCCAUUUUCCUGUCCAUCCAGCCUCCUCAGGUCCCGGAUGCUGCCUCCACCCAUUGCCCCGCCCCUGUGCCAGCAGGCCCCGCCCAUGAGCCCCGGGCAAGCGUUAUCAUGAAGACCCCUGACGUGUCCACCUCCACGGUGAAGACCUGCUGAUCCCGGUUCACCUGAGUUGCUGUAUGAACAGUGUAAAUGACACAGGAGCUUAGGGACAGUGAACCGGGGGGGCCCCAUACUGACGGAAGCCCCCUGCCCUUAAUGGACAGAGCGAAUGACCCUCCCCCGUCCCGAAUGAACUGGGAGCCGGGGCAGGGCUUGAUCUUAGUCGGGUCUCGGAAGGUUUGGGGGAGAAAAGAAUCGGUAAAAACUGGCAUGAAAUGAGAGGAACUUUUGACAGCAAAACUCUGACGUCGUCAAAACCACCCUGUGCUUCUUAGUGAUUUUACUUUAUUUUUUAACCUUUUUUUGUCGUUGCUGUGAAUAUGUAAACGGGUGUUAAAAUACCUGCGCAAUUGCAAGUGGCCUCUGCACCUUACCUGAAGCACACAUACUGUUUGUGGUAUCCUGAGCACUUCUGCUUCUCCCUCUAGGCCUUACAGGUGCCUGUGCUUGGUGGACACCCAGUGUCCCUCCACUAAGUGGACUCCCUUCCUCCCGAGCUACAGACCAUGGCUUUUAGCAAGAGCUGAUGCCCGGUGACCCUUUGUUUACUUGUCGCCAAAGUCACGCUCAGCCUCUGACCCUUAUCGACUCCCGAGAAUGAGAGGAGGUGCCAAACUUCUGCUCGCCUUUCCAAAUUCGAGAAGUUGGCGCACAGUUCAGAUCACUGGAGAAAAGGACGCCGUCCUUUAAUAACGUGUAUUGGAUCGUGUCGAGCGGUCGCGGUCUCAGCCAAAGGCCGGGGAGGCGUUAACCAUGAACAGCUAACCGUGUGCACCACUUACGAUGCACUAAUGGGGCACGGUUAUCCAGGACUGCGCCUCCUGCUGACACGUGACACAUCUGAAACCCCUCCCUCUCCCUGGCAGCGCGGCAAGUGCUGACCAUCGCUCGUGCGAAUGGGACUGGAAAUGGGCAGGGGGGAAAUCGUGACUGGGGUUCGCAUUUAGGGAAAUGUCGAGGAAGUGGGGACCAGGAGCAGCGCCACGACUCUGUUCCGGUCGCUUUCGCCUUUUCCCGUUUCCUCACCUCAGGUGGCCUGCAGUGGAGUCUUGUAACUCGCCAAAAAAGCAAAAACUUUUCCUUAAGCACGCUUUUGUAUUUUUUUCUUUUAAGAAAAGGGAAUAUUUUAUUGGAGGUGAAUUCUACAUGAAUAUUUUAUCUUUUUUACCAGAACUGAAUUUAUCGGUUUGAUUUUCAUUUAAAAUGUUAUUGCAUUUGCGCACGCGGCACAUUUCUUGUACCGAUUUUGUAACCAUACGCAACAAAUUUGAUAGUACAUAGAAAUAUAAAUGUGCUUCUGUGUUUAUGCCUAUUUGUUUCUAAAUGCCUGUGUACAUAGGUGUGACACUCCUACAUAGAUAUGGGGUGUCGGGGGUGUGUGUGUGUGUGUGCGCGUGCGCGCGCGUGUGUAACUGUUCUUGCACAGAAAAAACUAUUAAUCCUGUGGAUCGUUAAAUAUGCAAACCUUAGAUCUUGAAGAUUUCUGUUUCUUUUUUUCCUGUCUUAUGAAUUGAAUGGAAUAAAUUCUGGGCACUUUGUGUUUACAUGUCUGGUGUGAAACUGGCUGGUUGUGGGUUUGCGCCCCUAGGACUGGACCCUGUGUGCUUCCCUGAGAAUAGGAGGAGCCGGUACCUCGAUCGGCUAAUUUUCUGUUCAUCAGCAUCCGUAGCUGGACCCCCUUGGUUAUUUAU
Scleropages formosus (Asian bonytongue) is the source of this 3447-nucleotide messenger RNA. RefSeq names its product interferon regulatory factor 2-like. Lineage: Eukaryota; Metazoa; Chordata; Actinopteri; Osteoglossiformes; Osteoglossidae. Gene Ontology annotation, biological process: immune system process; regulation of transcription by RNA polymerase II. Gene Ontology annotation, cellular component: nucleus. The coding region runs from base 698 to 1750 and encodes 350 amino acids. The transcript is spliced from 9 exons. Gene Ontology annotation, molecular function: DNA-binding transcription factor activity, RNA polymerase II-specific; RNA polymerase II cis-regulatory region sequence-specific DNA binding. The record is from RefSeq and is a predicted model, not a curated record.